GGUACCGGAAGUCUUUGUUGACAACAUCCGGUCCUGUGUUAGGUCAAAAUGUCGGUGCUGAGAGGGUUACAGAGGCUGAAACCUGUUUUAUCACUACAUGGAAACACAAGUCUGAGAAGUCUGACAGCCGCUUCAGACGCAGUCAAGCAGAAAGAUGACGUGCUCGCUAAGAUGGAAAACCCGUUCAAAGAACCGCAGAAAGGAUGCGUCCUGUGCAACGUCACUGUGGACUUCAAGAACAUCCAGCUGCUCUCACAGUUCAUCUCACCGCACACAGGCAGAAUUUAUGGCCGACACAUCACAGGCUUGUGUGGAAGAAAACAGAAGGAAGUCUCCAAAGCGAUAAAGAAAGCUCACUCGAUGGGUUUCAUGUCGGUGACUCACAAACAUCCACAGUUCUUGAAGGAUCCGAGCAUCUGUGGAAUCAAACAUCUGGAUUAGUGAUCAUAGUGUUUGUGUUGAAUCUGUUUAUUAAAGUGUCUCUGCGGAGCUGUUUGCACCUCGUCCACCUGCAGCUCCACUCACCCAGCAAUAAAAAGUGUUUCUGUUUCAUCACUUCAUGAAAUAAACAGUUAUUUGUGUCGCUGCGUCCUGCAGAUGCUCCUGCAUGUUAAAGGAUGAUUGUUAUGGUGGGAAAUAAUAAAAAACUACAAUCUUUGA
Molecule: messenger RNA, 660 nt
Organism: Acanthopagrus latus (yellowfin seabream)
Lineage: Eukaryota; Metazoa; Chordata; Actinopteri; Spariformes; Sparidae
Gene: mrps18c
Product: mitochondrial ribosomal protein S18C
Exons: 6
Coding region: 49-441 (130 amino acids)
Biological process (GO): mitochondrial translation
Cellular component (GO): mitochondrial small ribosomal subunit; ribosome
Molecular function (GO): structural constituent of ribosome; small ribosomal subunit rRNA binding
Source: RefSeq, a predicted model, not a curated record